This is a messenger RNA of Helobdella robusta, 1177 nucleotides long. RefSeq lists its product as hypothetical. The transcript has 5 exons. The coding region runs from base 1 to 963 and encodes 320 amino acids. Gene Ontology annotation, biological process: protein farnesylation; protein geranylgeranylation. Lineage: Eukaryota; Metazoa; Annelida; Clitellata; Rhynchobdellida; Glossiphoniidae. Gene Ontology annotation, cellular component: CAAX-protein geranylgeranyltransferase complex; cytoplasm; protein farnesyltransferase complex. Gene Ontology annotation, molecular function: protein farnesyltransferase activity; CAAX-protein geranylgeranyltransferase activity. The record is from RefSeq and is a predicted model, not a curated record.
AUGGAUCAAUUGGAUUCUGCGGAAGAUCCGUACGUGUUUUAUAGAGAAAGGCAGGAAUGGAAGGAUGUCACCCCAGUUUCCCAGGAUGAUGGUCCCUUUACCGUGGUCCAGAUUGCCUAUUCCGACAAGUUUAAAGAUGUUUUUGAUUAUUUCCGCGCAAUUUUAAAAUCUGGUGAAAUAUCAGAGCGUGCGUUUGACUUAACGACCGACGCCGCAGGUCAGAAUCCGGCGAACUACACAGUGUGGAGGCAUCGACGCCUGCUCCUCAAAGAAUUGAAUAAAGAUCUCAAUGAGGAGUUGGACUACAUUUCUGAAAUAAUUGAAGAGCACCCAAAAAAUUAUCAGGUUUGGUAUCAUCGCAGUGUAAUUGUGUUAUGGUUAAAUGAUGCCUCAAAGGAAUUGAAAUUUAUUGAGAAAAUUUUAAAAGAUGAUGCAAAGAACUACCACGCAUGGCAACACAGGCAGUGGAUUUUAACAAAAUUCAAUUUAUGGGAAAAUGAAUUAGAAUUUGUCAGUAAGCUAAUAAAAAAUGAUGUGAGAAACAAUUCUGCAUGGAACCAAAGAUACUUUGUCAUUGCUCAUACAACUGGUUUCACAGAUGAAGUUGUACAGAGGGAGCUGGAGUACACAACACAGCAAAUUCUUAAAGUACCUCACAAUGAAAGUCCAUGGAAUUAUUUGAGAGGAAUAUUGUCAGACAAGGGCAAAUUUGAAUUUUCCCAAAUUAUGGAGUUCUGUGAUAAACUCUACAAAGAUAAUAUCAGGUCGUUCUACUUACUGGGAUUUAUGGUGGAAUGCCUUGAAGAUGCAUUAAAGGAAGCUUCAGCCAACAAGGAAGAACUCUUGAAAAAAGCUCUGCAGCUGUGCGACACCCUCAUCGAAAAUGAUACGAUUAGAGUUGAGUACUGGAACUACAUCUCCAGAUCACUGUCUGUGCAACACUCUGCACAAGCAACUGCUUGAUUGAUGCCUGCUUUAACAUCAUUAUAUUUUAUUAUAUUGCGGAUUACAAUUGCAAAAAUCUUAAUCCUUGUCACUAAUAGACAAUUUGACACGAGUAUGCAAAUCGUAAAUUGCUUUCAUUUGUUCUCCCUUUAGUACUGUUUUAACAAAUGUUUGUCAAGUAAUCUGAUUUUACUUGUUAUUUCUUGUUAUAAAUUGAAUUUUACACUUAAAC